Molecule: messenger RNA, 2843 nt
Organism: Procambarus clarkii (red swamp crayfish)
Lineage: Eukaryota; Metazoa; Arthropoda; Malacostraca; Decapoda; Cambaridae
Biological process (GO): protein histidyl modification to diphthamide
Molecular function (GO): diphthine-ammonia ligase activity
Source: RefSeq, a predicted model, not a curated record
AGGGCGGACCAAUGGGCGAGGGCCGCCGUCCUGUCCUCUCACCACUCUUGUUUUGGCUCUGUACCUAACCAUGAGGAUAUACCGGAUCUGAGCUCAAAUUUGGGGGAUUAUAAGGCCGUAUUAUGAAGCUAUAGAGGGUAGUUGUGUAUGCAUAAUGCGUGUUGUAGGGCUGGUGUCUGGUGGUAAGGACAGCUGCUACAACCUCCUGCAGUGUGUUGCUGCUGGACACCAAGUGGUAGCCUUGGCCAACUUGGCACCCAGUUGUGUAGAUGAAUUGGACAGUUAUAUGUAUCAGAGUGUGGGACACAUGGGAGUGGCAGUUUAUGCGGAAGCGGUGGGAAUCCCACUGUUUCGGCGAGUGAUCCAGGGCACCUCUCUCAACACUGCCACUAUCAGCUAUAAACCCACAGAAGGGGAUGAAGUUGAGGAUCUCUUUUAUCUUCUAAAGGAAGUAAAGGCAAAAUGCUGUGUGGAUGCUGUGAGUGUCGGUGCUGUUCUUUCUGAUUAUCAACGAGUUCGAGUAGAAAAUGUGUGCAGUAGACUAGGCUUAGUUUGCCUAGCAUUUAUGUGGCAACGUGACCAGUCUGAACUUCUGCAAGAGAUGGUCGAGUGUGGCUUGGAUGCCAUCAUUAUUAAAGUAGCAGCCAUUGGCCUGGAACCCAGAAAACACCUUGGAAAAUCUAUCAGUCAAAUGGUUUCAUACCUUGAAAAAAUGAAAGAAAAAUAUCGGCUGAAUGUAUGCGGCGAAGGAGGUGAAUAUGAAACAUUUACUCUUGACUGCCCCAUUUUCAGAAAGCGUAUAGUAGUUCGAGAAACAGAAUUGGUAGAGACUACAGGAGAUGUUGGUUACCUGAAUCUGAAGUCUUUAGAGCUUGUUGAUAAAGAGAUUGGGGAUGAAGUGAGCCAGCUAGAGUUAGUGAAGGCAGCAGGACUACGCGGCCCAGAAGAGUUUCUGUGCGACUUAAAACUGGCUGAGGAGGAGCAACAAGCCGAGGACCAGGCAAAGGAGUCACAUAUAGAAGAUGCUGAUACCUCUAUAACCAGCUAUGAGCCAUUUGAAGGUGACGUGGUGUCUUCACCGGAAGUGCCAGAUGACCUGCACUUCAGUGUUGUUCGCACCAUCACCGGCUUUACUUUUGCUGGCAGCUUCUCUGGCCACACUGCAGAGGAAGCUCUCAUGAAGUUAAAAGAAUGUUUGCUUGGUGAAGAAAUGGAGUUGCAUCACUUAGUUUGUGUGAAGAUGUACGUGCAGGAUAUAAAUGAUUAUGUCCAACUCAAUGCUCAGUACAUCAAAUACUUCUCAUCUAAUCCACCAGUUAGAGUUUGUGUAGAGGUGCCUCUUCCAAGUGAUGUUAGAGUACAGUUUGAUGUGUCUGGUUGGAGACAGAGUCAUAUGACCACUGAUGAGGAUGAAAAUACGUUACAUCCCACAUCUCGCACAACUAUGCACGUCCAGGGCAUCUCUCACUGGGCACCAGCCAAUAUUGGGCCAUAUAGCCAGGCAGUAAAGGUGGGCAGUGUGGUGGUGGUGGCUGGCAUGAUUGGACUGGUGCCAGGCACAUUACAAGUGGUAACUGGAGGAGUUGAAGUACAAGCUCGUCUAGCUCUGCGACAUGUGUCAAGAGUCAUCACAGCAGUGGCUUCAUCCUCUGAUAUAAGAGCUGUCGUGCAAGGUGUUUGUUUUGUGACCAGACUAUCGGACAUUGGUGUGGCUAGAAGGAUGAUGGCUCGGCUGAGUGAGUCUCAGAUCUCGACGUAUGUUGUGGUGCCUGGCUUGCCACGUGCUGCCUUAGUGGAGUGGCAAACUUGGGCUUGUGUUGAAAAUGACAAGUUUGAAUAUGAAGAGAAGGGUUAUACAAGAGGGAAUGUUAGCGUAAGAUUAAGAAGAAGAUGGUAUCAUGACAACUCUGUUUGUGCGGUCAACACAACAGCAAGUUGUUUUUCACCGGAUGACCUAAGUUGUGAGAUGAUAAAAGAAGUCAUUCAGUACACGAUUACCAAAGCCGAUACUGCGAUGCCCUUCGGACUAACAUUAUUUUACCGUAGUGGUGGCUUGUCUCGUUCCUUGCUGCAACAAGCCCUCGUCGAGGCGGUGCCUCGGGGUCUGGCUACGAUAUCACUAGUGCCGGUCUUGGCUCUGGAGGACAAUCAUACUCUUCUGACUGUAACUGCAACACGUUAUUAAUUAUCAUGGGUGUUAUGCAGUUGAUCUAUGGUGCAUUCAAUCACAAUUUUGUAUUUUAUAAUUACAGUUUGCGUGAAGAGGUUCUGCAGAAAGUCAUUAUACAUAAUGCAUUAUUUGUCAUGGAUAGGGUUAAGUUUUUUUAGCUCAACUGUGAUGUAUUGCACAAAUAGUUUUUUGUAUAAAAUUUAGACUAUAAGUGCUGACUUUGGAAAAUUCUAAAUAUGUAUGCUGUAUUUAUGAUAAUGGUAAUAUGAAUGUGAGGCCAUAUACAUCAAGUUGAUAAAUCUGCGAUUGUAUUUACUACCCAAGAUAACUUUCUCCAAUUAAUAUGUUAUGUGAAAUAAUGGAGGGGGUGGGAUACAUAAUGUUUUUAUUAGGACACUUUUUCUGAAUAAUGAUUGAUUUUUAGUACUGAAUUAAAUGUAGUACACUGUUACUGUACUAAUUAGAGGCAAGUGUGCUUUUUAGAAUGGUCAAAAAUCUUGAAUCUAAACUUGUACAUCUCCUUAGCAAUGACUAGCUCAAGGGUAUGCUUGGCUAAUGCAGAAAUACUGACAUGAUGAAUGCUUUCAUGAUGUACAUAGGACAUACAGUACAUUUGUCACAUGUGUAUUUUGUUAUGGCAGUGUAAUAAAAGCAAUAGCACUGGUGAACCGUG